GCCUCGUCCGUUCAGGUAGUCCGUCUGAACGUGGUAAUGGCGAACGAACUGUUCCUCGGCACGACUCUCUCCUCUGGACAGAAGCGAGACACUUUGGACCUUUACACUUAACACUUGAUUGAGUCAUUAGUCACUCUGUGCUAUUUCAAUGUGUUUUAAGUCACGGAGUGAAAUCAUAUAUUGUGCUGCUACCAACAACGCCUGUAAUCGACCAGGUAGUACCGCUUUUAAACCAAAGAGGUUUUUUUUGCUCCAAAACACAAAAAGUGACAUAAGGACUUCACGGGGAUCCGAAACAAUGGGAUCAGCAACACCCCGCGCGCCAUGUCGAGACGGCUCGCGCGCCCCAUCCGUAAUGACACGGAACAGCCAACGAUGCAGCUGAUGACGCCGAGAUGAAGCGCGCGGCUCUCUGACAUAAGGAACAACAAACAAAAACAAAAGAUAACAACCAGAAUGUUCUCCGACGUGGGGAACGCGAGCGACGAGGACCUGCUGAGGUCGCUCGAGCAGGAGUGGAGCGACCGGCCGCAGGAGCUGCUGACGCGCACCGGGCACACGGUUGUCUCCGUGUUCCUGGGCUCCAUCAUGGUGUUCGGCUUCCUCAACAAUCUGGUGGUGCUCGUGCUGUUCUGCAAGUUCAAGACGCUGCGCACGCCCGUCAACAUGCUGCUGCUUAACAUCAGCGUGAGCGACAUGCUCGUGUGCGUGUUCGGCACAACGCUCAGCUUUGCGUCCAGUCUGCACGCGCACUGGCUGUACGGGAGGCACGGGUGCAUGUGGUACGGCUUCAUCAACUCGUGUUUCGGCAUCGUGUCGCUGGUGUCGCUGGCACUGCUCUCCUACGACCGCUACAGCACGCUCACCGUGUGCAACAAGCGGGCGCCCGACUUCCGCAAGCCCCUGGCGGCCGUGGCGGGCGCCUGGAUCUACUCCCUGCUGUGGACCGUGCCCCCCCUGCUUGGCUGGAGCAGCUACGGCCUGGAGGGUGCCGGCACCAGCUGCUCCGUCACCUGGACCGAGCACAGCCCCUGCUCCCACUCCUACAUCGUGUGCCUCUUCCUCUUCUGCCUGGCCGUGCCCGUGCUGCUGAUGGUGUACUGCUACGCCCGGCUCCUCUACGUCGUCAAGCAGGUGGGUCGGAUCCAGCGGUCGGCGGUGCGGCGGAGGGAGUUCCGCAUCCUGUUCAUGGUGCUCACCACAGUGGUGUGCUACCUGCUGUGCUGGAUGCCGUACGGCGUGGUGGCCAUGAUGGCCACCUUCGGGCGGCCGGGGAUCAUCACGCCGGUGGCCAGCGUGGUGCCCUCCAUCUUGGCCAAGAGCAGCACCGUCAUCAACCCGCUCAUUUACAUCCUCAUGAACAAGCAGUUCUACCGGUGCUUCCUGCUGCUGUUCCACUGCCGGCCUCACGGGGGCGCCCUGGACACCGGCCAGUCCUCCAUGCCCUCCAAGACCACUGUGCUGCGGCUCAACCGCCGUGUCUACAACACGCCCACGCCCGCCGGCACCCUGCAGCCGUCGGACUCCACGGGGGCCGCGGCGCCGGUCGCAGCGAAUAUGGGGGCCCCGGCGGCCCCGGGGGUGAGCCCCGCGUCCCCACGAGACGGAGGGCAGAUUGGGGACGCGGGGAGCGACGGAUUCCCUCGAGGGGCCUACUGA
Messenger RNA from Gadus chalcogrammus (walleye pollock), 1659 nucleotides. It is a transcript of the gene tmtops2a, whose product is annotated as teleost multiple tissue opsin 2a. The record is from RefSeq and is a predicted model, not a curated record. Gene Ontology annotation, molecular function: G protein-coupled receptor activity. Bases 457 to 1659 code for a protein of 400 amino acids. The transcript is spliced from 4 exons. Gene Ontology annotation, cellular component: membrane; photoreceptor outer segment. Gene Ontology annotation, biological process: visual perception; G protein-coupled receptor signaling pathway. Lineage: Eukaryota; Metazoa; Chordata; Actinopteri; Gadiformes; Gadidae.